GUGCACUUGGCCGCCAGGGGCAUCGGGCAGGAAGUGAGGGGUGACUCCGCAGACAACAACAUCCGGUUUGAGGAUUGGAUUUUAGGACAUUUUCUGGCGUGUGCUGAGAAAGAUGAGCAGCAGAUGACAGUCUGACAUCCGAGUUUCUCAGUGAAGUCAUGAUGACGAAUCCAGUCAGUGUUCAGACCCUCAGUAAGACAUGGGAGCUGAGUUUGUACGAACUCCACCGAACGCCUCAGGAGGCGAUCAUGGACAGCACGGAGAUCGACGUGUCUCCCAGAAGCCUCCACAGCGAGCUGAUGUGUCCCAUCUGUCUGGACAUGCUGAAGAACACCAUGACCACCAAAGAGUGUCUGCAUCGCUUCUGCUCCGAGUGCAUCGUCACCGCGCUGCGCUCCGGGAAUAAAGAGUGUCCCACCUGCAGGAAGAAGCUGGUGUCCAAGCGCUCUCUGCGCGCCGACCCCAACUUCGACGCGCUGAUCUCUAAGAUGUACCCGAGCCGUGACGAGUACGAGGCGCACCAGGACAAGGUUCUGGAGCAGCUGAGCCGCCUGCACAACAACGAGGCUCUGAGCAGCAGCAUCGAGCAGGGGCUGCGCAUGCAGGCCAGACACAGAGCUCAGCGUGUGCGUAAGCUGCAUCCGGAGAGCGAGAACGCCACGCUCAGCGGCGGUGAGGACGAGGUCUCGCAGGACACCAGCUGCGCUGCGGAGCCGGGCCCCAGCCGCGCCAGAAGAGCGUCUGAUGACUCCGGGGCCGAGGCUCCUGCUCCUGCUCCACAGCGCUCCGAGAUCGAGCUCAUAUUCUGCCCACAUCCCCUGCUGGUCAGCCACCAGCAGUACAGCCAGACAAGAUACGUCAAAACCACAGCCAAAGCCACGGUGGACCACCUGUCGAAGUACCUGGCUCUGCGCGUGGCUCUGGAGGAGGGUUCGAGCGGCACGCCGGAGGGAGCUCUGCGGGACGUCAGCGAGAAGCAGUUCACCAUCUACAUCAGCACAGCGGCGGGACAGUUCACCACACUGAACGGCUCGCUGACGCUGGAGCUGGUCAACCAGAAGUUCUGGAAGCUCUGCAAGCCUCUGGAGCUCUUCUACGCCCCUACAGACCAGAACCAGACGCCUCAGCUGCGACAGAUGGACGAAGAAAACCCAGGACAAUCAGCUGUAGCCUGAAAGACUCUUUCUGUCCUGCUGUACUGAGGUCAGCACAGGUUCAGUCAGUCCCCACUGAAGGAGUCGCUCUUGUGUACAGUAGCUCCUGCAGUGAAGCUCAGGCCAAGUUAAAGGGAUAGUUCACCCCAAAAAUGAAAAUUCUGUCAUUAAUUACUCACCCUCAUGUCGUUCCAAACAUUUAAGAUCUUCGUUUAUCUUCAGAAACAAAUUAAGAGCUCUCUGACCCUCCAUAGACAGCAACACAACUGCAAUGUUCCCAUGUCCAGAAACGUAGCAAGGACAUCAGUAAAAUAGUCCAUGUGACAUCAGGGGUUCAACCGUAAUUUUACGAAGCUACACAAAUACUUUUUGUGCACAAAGAAAACAAAAAUAACAAUUUAUUCAACAAUUCUUCUCCCCCCGAGUUACUGUCUUCCGCAAUUUUGGAGAGUAUCACAACGCAUACACACGCUUUUCCUUAAGUGUAAACAACGCUGAUUACGUUCUGGGGUACUCUCCAAAAUGUAUAUACAUUGUAAAUACUCUAUGUAUUUUCUAGUCUAAAAUGAGCUCACUAUGGAGCCUAACGUGUGCUAAUGUCUUCUUUACUACUUAGCUGCCAAAAAAGUGAAGCACAUGGCUCAUAAUUUUACAUUUUCCUGGUCGAGGGGGAUGUUAUUUGACAUCACUAAAAUAAAAUUUUGUUGGUUGAACAUUUAAUAUUGUAUUUUAAAUGCAUUUUUCUUAGCGUCAUUUAUACAUGACGAGGGUUAAAGUUGAAAAUCUAAAUGUGUAAAUAAAUCUGUAUGUUGUAAAUGUGUCCUGUCAGGUAAGAGAAGUUCUUCACACACCUUCAUGUAAACAGGGAGGUGGUCAAAUCUCAGCUUAUACUAGUGACAUAAUACCAUAUGUGUACAGAUUUAAGAGAAGUCUGUAUGGAAACAUCUGCAGAUUGUUUUCUGUGCUUGUUCGUUUCUAAUUUAUUUCAUUUACUCGUUCAUUGAUUUAUAUGCUUGUUUUCACCAUCACUUCACUUUCCUCCUGCCUCUUGGGUUGACAGAAGACGAGAUGAGCUGCUGACAGCUAACCAUGAGCUACUGUUUAAAUGGAAGCGACUGCUUAUUAUCUUAAUCUAGUGACAACCCUCAUAUUAAGGUCAUAAUUCUGUUGUACAGGUUUUUCUAAAUAGCCCAGGCUACCUCUGGUUAGAAAUGACAGAGAAACAGAGUAAUGGACACCUUCAUGAGAAUGUUUUUUUAAGGUGGUCACAUUCCUGAAUCUGAAUUGAAUGGAAUCUUGUUUCCACCGCAAAAGAAAAAAGAAAGAAA
Messenger RNA from Cyprinus carpio (common carp), 2482 nucleotides. RefSeq names its product E3 ubiquitin-protein ligase RING2-A-like. Gene Ontology annotation, molecular function: ubiquitin protein ligase activity; chromatin binding. Gene Ontology annotation, cellular component: ubiquitin ligase complex; PcG protein complex. NCBI's taxonomy places the organism in Eukaryota, Metazoa, Chordata, Actinopteri, Cypriniformes, Cyprinidae. The record is from RefSeq and is a predicted model, not a curated record. Gene Ontology annotation, biological process: negative regulation of DNA-templated transcription.